AUGCUUUGUAAUGAAGCAGAAUAUUAUGAUAAUUUUCAAGAAGAAGAAUCAACAGAGAUUUUUGUUGAGAUUGAAAAUACGUUAGAAAGGGCACUGCAAACCAUUCGGGAACAACAUGCAUUAUCAAACAUUCGAUGGGCAAAGUCUUUUAAUAAAAAUACAGAAGAUGUUAGAAAGAUAGUUAAUAAUAUUAAUAGAUAUAAUAAUAGAAUUACCAAUCCAAAAACUUGGAAAGAACAUAAUAAUAAUACUAUGUUUUAUGAGUAA
Molecule: messenger RNA, 267 nt
Organism: Rhizophagus irregularis DAOM 181602=DAOM 197198
Lineage: Eukaryota; Fungi; Glomeromycota; Glomeromycetes; Glomerales; Glomeraceae
Source: RefSeq, a predicted model, not a curated record